ACCCCCAGAUUAUUAUAAUCUCAAUCAGUCUCUUCUUUUUCAUCUUCCUCGAGUCAAAGACAUGAAAACCCUAAUUGUUUCUGUUCUUCCAUUACUUCUACUCUUCACCUUCUAUUUCAGAUCCUCAUAUUCCGAAGGAAUGAAACUGCCCCGCAAUUGCAUCCGCCAGUGCGGUGGCAUCGACAUCACUUAUCCAUUUGGAAUUGAAGAAGGUUGUUAUCUAGUAGGUUUCAAGGUCACCUGCAAUGAUAAAGACGGUCCACCAGUCCUCGACCGGGUCCAGCUGCCAAUUAAAAAAAUUGAGCUUCCAGAAAAAGUAAUCCUACUUAUUAAAGGACGGAUGGCGGUAGACAAGCAGAUCGCGGCCAGAAAUGGUGGUCAGCUGAUACCUGGUGAUUCUUCUACUAACACGUCCAAUGCAAAUUGCAUUCAGCUGGAAUUGCCAUUCACGGUGUCGGGUCGGUGGAGUAAGUUCGUGGCCUUGGGCUGCGACACCAAGGCCUACGUCAACACCACUAACUUCGUGAGCGGUUGCGAGUGUCAGUGGACGCUUGGUAAGGCUGGGGAUACCGUGCAUGGCGGGCUCGGCCACUGCCGUAGCAUGAUACCCGAUGGACAUACCCGGUUCUGCUACAACGUUACGAAUUUCUUCAACUACAUUAAUUCCAGUUGCGCGACAAGGUAUAGCUUUGCGGGGUUGGUGGAAGAUGAGUACCAUUUCAACGAGUCGUUACUGAUGAAUUUCGCUAGCCAUGUGAAUUCUACAGAUCAGUUGGGCCUUCCGUUGGCUGCUAUCUGGGCCAUGGAAGACCUAAAUGGAAGCAAGUGCGGUUCCAAUACCGUCUGGAAUAUCUCAAGGAGGGGUUCCGGCUAUGUCUGCUACUGUAAAGAUGGUGGUGACGGGAAUCCGUAUCUCGACGGGAAGGGAGGAUGUCGACAUGAAGGUACAGACCCGAGAUUAAUUGUGGCUCUAGCUGGUGUAGGACUAGCGGUUAGCCUUCUAGGAGCAUCAUGGUCAUAUGACUCUUUCCUUCAAAAGAAGCUCAUUCAAAAGGCGCAAGCAGCCUUCAAAGAUAAUGGAGGUCCCUUCUUGCAAGAUUUGAUCGCUAAUAAAGCUGAUGAAAUUGGUGCUACUAGUGAUAGUGCUCAGACUCUCACCAUCUUCACUCAAGAAAACCUUGAGAAGGCAAUCAAACUCCUCAAGAAGGGCUCUGACCUCGCUAUGAGGAUACGUCCGGGUAUAAGGUUUACAGGAAAGCUUCCUGAUGAUAGGAAGAUUGAUAUGAGGCCAUUCAAGAUAGAGGAAAAGGAGGAGCUCCAACCGUUCUUGAAAGAGAUAAUGACUCUUUGCCGUGUUAACCAUCUGAACGUAGUGAAGCUCUUGGGUUGUUGCUUGGAGACCACCCAUCAUCCGUGGUUAGUCUAUGAAUACGUUUCCAACCUCACUCUCUACAACCAUCUCCAUGCGAAUGCAGACCCCGAAGCUCACUUGAGGUGGAAAGACCUAUUGAAGAUUGCUAAGGGAACGGCAAGGGCGCUUGCCAAUUUGCAUGCACUCAGUGUCUGGCAUAGGGAUGUGAGGUCAUCAAACAUACUCUUAGAUGAAAACGGUAACCCCAAAGUAGUCGAAUUUGGAGUGGCGAGGGUGUUGUCGAGCGUGUCUUAUGUAAAACAGAGUAUUGGGUAUCUGGAUCCUGAGUAUAUUCAUACAAAGCAGCUGACGGAUAAGAGUGAUGUGUAUAGCUUUGGCGUCCUCCUAGUCGAGCUCUUAACGGGGGAGGACCCCAACUCUGAUCAGAGCAAGCAAAAGGGUGGUAGCCUUACUAUGAAUUUCAUUUCCGAGUUGAAUCAGAACCGUCUAGAGUUGGUUGUCAAGGAUUGUCUCCUGGUAGAAGCAGGGAUGGAUCAGUUGCAAGCACUUGCGAAGCUUGCAGAGGAUUGCCUCAAGUUCAGUGGGAAGGAAAGGCCAGCGAUGAACGAGGUGAUGGGAAAGUUGUGUUUGAUUGGAGAUGGAGAUGAGCAAGGGGCAGACAGGGUGCCUGAAGAAGGUGGUGAGGGGAAACAAAACAAUGGUGAUGAUGGCAAUGGGACGGAUGUGCAAGAGAUGAUCACAAACGUCAUCAAUUAUGUCGCGCCAUCCUUGAGUGAGGGUGUUUAA
Messenger RNA from Magnolia sinica, 2158 nucleotides. Its product is annotated as wall-associated receptor kinase 5-like. Gene Ontology annotation, molecular function: protein tyrosine kinase activity; polysaccharide binding; ATP binding. Gene Ontology annotation, biological process: protein phosphorylation; cell surface receptor signaling pathway. The record is from RefSeq and is a predicted model, not a curated record. NCBI's taxonomy places the organism in Eukaryota, Viridiplantae, Streptophyta, Magnoliopsida, Magnoliales, Magnoliaceae. Bases 62 to 2158 code for a protein of 698 amino acids. The transcript has 3 exons. Gene Ontology annotation, cellular component: plasma membrane.